AGUAGCUUGCGGAGAGUCUGGCACGGGCUAGCUACAGUAGUAAAUAGCACGCGGGAGUCGAUACAUGCCCUUCGUUGUGACUUGUUGUGCCUUCAAGACACACAGAGCGAACGGACGCGGUCGAGCCUCUGUCUCACCACACAGCCGCCUGCUAAACACAACAGUACCAGAAUAACUGCAGCACUGAUGAAUAUGGCAGUC
This is a messenger RNA of Geodia barretti, 201 nucleotides long. NCBI's taxonomy places the organism in Eukaryota, Metazoa, Porifera, Demospongiae, Tetractinellida, Geodiidae. The record is from the annotation of a GenBank genome assembly.